UUUCUCAGUCGUUCAGUAACCAUCGUAUGGUUCGUAACGCUAUUCCAUUUCGCUUGUUAGACGUCGUUUAUUUUAGUCAAUUUUAUUUGCCAAUUAGUCUGCAACAUAAAAUCACAGCUUGUAAGACACGAAACGCGAUUACUGAUUUAAUGUAAUUUAAUGAAUUGUUGUCUGAGAUUUGUGAUUUCUCGGUGUGUUUAAUCAAUAUACCACACUGGAUUUUGUGAGCCAAUGUGGUUGUCUCCUUUUUUAUUUAAUUUGAAGUUCAACUGCUUCGAAAUAAAUAAAAACAAAUUGGAUAUGUUGCUAUAACCACCAAUGCAUUGUAACGUUAUUAUACGCGUAUCAUAACAAUAUUAUGAUCGUUUCAUGUGUGCUCGUCGAUUUUUAGCACUCGAAACGUUCCCUUUAAAAAGUAUAAGCUUUCAAAUAUAUAUAUUACUUCGAAACAGCAUAUCCACUAAAAACUUACACCAGGCAUCGUUGCAGCUUUAAGCGUUCAACGCUCAUUAUGUGCAUCUAGUGUUCAUGACAGCGAUAUUAUUUCAUGAUAUAGUGUGUUGAGUGCAGCAUAUAAAUAUAAAUAAAAGGAAAAAUCACAAAAAUAAAACAUUUCACCUACAUAAUAAUUGAGAGAAGAAGAGGAGAAAAAAAAACUCAUUAAUUGCGCUCACAUAGAAUACGACAACGAAGAUGGAAAAUACUCUGAAAUAAGCGAUAUGGAUAAAGAACAAUCACAAGCCCGAUAUGAUCCACGACUACUGUCUGAAGAUGUUAGCGGAUAUCAUUCACAGUCGGGUAAUAUUGGUGCAUCGUCUUGCUACAAUGCAAAUGUACGCUAUUUGCACGGACAGAAGAUUUCCAGGGUAGAUCCGUGCGAGAUUUGUCUUUGCGUUGAUGGGGAAAUAUUUUGCUGGUGGAAGAAAUGUGAACAUCAUCUACGAAAACCACCAAAAAAGCCAAAACACCACAACCACCGAAAGCAGCAGAAUGCAUGGCUGAAAGGAAUACCACAAAGUGUUGUUAAUUUCCCCCAACAUCUUCCAACCCAUUUACUAAACGAAAACGUUGAUGUCGAAGCCCAAAACAAUAAUACCGUCAUUUCAACAAAAAUAUCAGCUUCACCGAUUAGUGUAAUAAAUGCGAUGGAUGAUUCACCCUCAUCGACGAUACCAGAGAAUAUAUUCAAUGCGAAUGACACUAACGAACCGAAUGAACAUCAAACGUCAAAUGACAUGAACGAUAAAUUGAGGAUUAUUACGGCAAAUCCUAUUAUAAUAGACAAUAAAAUAACGGUUGAAGCGCGUAACAGUAAUGACGAAAAAGGUUAUUACGAAAAAACAAUAAUCAACAAAAACGGUGUCUUCAUUGAAAAUAUCCGAAAAAUUGCCAACGUCGCCGAUGAGAAUACUCUGAACGAUGAUGUGGAAAAUGAAAAUAUCAACCGAAAGCGAAUUGAAUUAAUGAACGUACCGUUAUCGCAACACUAUGUGAUUACAUCGUCUGGGAAAAUUGAAAAGACCGAUACGUUGGCAAGCGACGAUGUAAUCGCACAAUUUCGUGAUGGCCUUAACGACUUUCAAACAUCUCCCAAGCCAGUAAUAUCGAGUACAAUCGGUGUUACAGGUGCACAAACGACUGAACUUAAUGAUGGACCUAAAGCGACUACAACGACAACAACUGCAGCUAUUAACGCCCAUUCGGAAUGUAUUGUGAUGGGUAAGACAUACAAAGUGGGCACAAUACUACCACAAGAAACCGGUAACUGUUUACAAUGCGUAUGUACACAAGGCAGUGACAGUGAAGGACCCAGAGUCACCUGCAGUCCACACAACUGUCCACCACUCAUACUACCCGAUCUAUUCGAUGCCACCGGUUAUUAAAAUUUGGAACAAUCACACCAGUUUUCGGUACAAAAAUUGAAAAUAAAAAGAAAACCAGAAAAUAAAAUGUAGAAUUUAAUGGAUUUUGUAGUUAGAAAUAUUUUAGGGGAUCAAAGAAAUGAAAAGAAAUUUGUUUCAAAUGUUGAAAAGUUAUUUUUGUUUAAAUUGAAUGAAUAAAAAAACAAAACAAAUAAAAAGAAGAAAAGACAAAACAGAACCAAACACUUCUAUUUAGAGAGACUACAUUCACGGACAAAUAAUGAAAAAAAAAUAAAGUUAAAAGAAAUUAAUUCGUUGAUUUCCUAUUUGGGCUCGCAACAGGUCAGAUUCAGUUCAUGAACAUUUUUAGUUCAACACCGUCUCGUAGAAUGCUAUGCAAUAAAUCGAGGCUGGCAUGAUUUGUAGUCUGCAUCAGUGAUUUUCCGUUGCACAGCACAGCACAAUUACAUAGCAAAGCAAAAAUGUCCUCUGAUGUGUUAACACAAAACUUCAUUCAAAAUUUUUCUUCACAAAUGAAAUUUGUUGUUGCAAUUCCCUCUCUAGCAAACAAACUUCAUUUUGAC
Bradysia coprophila is the source of this 2446-nucleotide messenger RNA. RefSeq lists its product as uncharacterized. The record is from RefSeq and is a predicted model, not a curated record. Lineage: Eukaryota; Metazoa; Arthropoda; Insecta; Diptera; Sciaridae.